GACUUGAAAUGGCAGUCAUUGGCGCAUCACAACUGCUUUGAUAGAUCUCAUAGUAAAGAAAUAAGACCUACAGCAAAAUUUCCAUGCAUUUAACUUAAUACGUAGUAGUCCGUGGUUGUAUUGUAUUGCUCUUUUUGGCUGUUCAUUUGCUAAAAAAGUUGUUUUUUCGUUUGUUUUGUUUGGUUGUAUCGAGACAGGAGGCCCCAGUCGGGACACAGUGGGGAAGAGACGACCGAAAGAGAGAAUAUGUAACAGGCGUCCAAAAUGACAUCCAGAUUCAGUAAAACAUAUAGUCGGAAGGGAGGAGAGGCUAACUCCAAAUUUGAUGAGGUCUUCUCCAACAAGAAGGCUACCCUCAGCACUAAGUGGGGGGAGACCACUUACACAGCCCAGUUGGGCUCCAAACGGCCCAGUCUGAAACCAGAGCUGCCUGAACUUUCUAAAAGACCCCGCUUAGACGAUGAUGACAGCUUGGACGACCCAUUUGGAUUUGACAGUGAUGAAGAGUCCAAAACUGUGACGUCUCGUAGCAGUCCUCCGUCAGACGGGGGUUCGGAUGCGGCAGGGUCAGUGAGCAAACAACCCCAGUCUCACAGUGAGAAACCAGCUCGGACCACUGAUGUUCCCAGUGGAGAUGGUACAACAGUGAAGACAAACCAGACAGGCAGGGUUCCUGUGGACUCCAAUAGCACAUUUGGAGGAAACAAGCCUGUCCAAACCCCGUCAAACUCAGGCUCUGCUUGGUACAAAGUGGCAUCGGUGACUGAUCGCAAACCCUCUGCUCAGUCUUACAUCAUAAAAACUCUUCCGACAGCUAAAGACUCUUCCGAUGGCUGGGAUUCACCUGAGGAAGACUCUCUGGAUGAUGCCGACAUGGAGGGGUCAUCAGGAUCCGUCCAGGACAAAGACCCCUCUUCCUCUGAUGUCCCAAAGCCUGAGGAAGAGGUGGAAGCCCCGGUCGACUUUGAGCAGCUUCCUCUUCUGAAAUCAGCUAGCUCCAGGGUCUACCGACGGCCCAAUCGGCACAAAGAGACGGAGGAUGCAGGGGUUGUGGAGGCAGGGAGCAGAACCAAACCUGACCAUGUCCUGACCGCCAAGACCAAUAGUGCAGUGGGGACGGCAAGUUCAGAGGCAAAGCCGGCUGGACGUGGUAGGGUGAGGGACUACACGGUGCUCCACCCCUCCUGUGUGUCUGUGUGUAAUGUUACUAUUCAGGACUCCAUGGAGAGGAGUGUGGAGGAGUUUACCAGCACCGUGCCUGCUGACAUUGGUGAGGCUGGAACAUUCAGGAGGAAGACAGAUACACAGCCUGCUAAGCCCACAAGGUUCAGGCCCACUCAGAGUAAGUCAAAGAAGGAGACUAAAUUGGAGUUUUUUGGCUUUGAGGAGAAUGAGGGGCAGGACUCAGAAGGAGAUGCCUCAGCUUCUGGCAGUACCAGCUACAAGAUCAAAUACUUUGGUUUUGAUGAACUCAGUGAGAGUGACAGUGAGGAUGAUGAGGACUCCGCUGCUGCUGAAAAGAGGAAGGCUAAGAAGCCAGCAAUGUCAGCUUCAGCCUUGACUGCCAGUGUGGACAGUCCUCAGACCAGUGAUUCGCAAGAGAGUCAGUCCAGCACUAAUACAGAUUCUCAGGAGAUGUCAGAUGAAGGUGGUGCUGCUGGAUCAGAUGGACAGAAACGACAGGGAAAACAGUCUGAUAAGUCCAAGGAAAUCGGCCGGAAGAUCUUCAGCGGACCCAAGAAGUGUUCAGCUAAAGCUGUGUAUAACGCCAGACACUGGAACCAGCCUGAGCCUGAUGAAGUGCCAGCCUCAACCCAUUCACACUCUGUUCCUACACCUAAGCCAAGUGUAUCAAGUUCAAGCAAAGAGACAAAUGCCCAUAAAGAUGAUGGGGUGUUCAAAGCACCACCUCCUCCACCUAAAGUCAUCAAAUCAGUGACCAUUCCCACCCAGCCAUACCAAGACAUUGUCACAGCACUCAAGUGCAGGACAGAACACAAGGAGCUCUACACAGUAGUCCAGCAUGUGAAGCACUUUAAUGAUGUAGUGGAGUUUGGAGAAAAUCAGGAGUUCACUGAUGAUUUUGAGUACCUAGAGACAGGCCUGAAGAGCACUCAACCUCUCAACACACGAUGCCUUAGUAUAAUCAGUUUGGCCACCAGGUGUGCCAUGCCAAGCUUCCGGAUGCAUCUACGGGCCAGAGGGAAAGUAGCUCAGGUUUUUAAGAUGCUCAGUGAUGCCCCUCAGCACCCAAAUCUGGCUUUGUGCACAGCGUCUCUCAUGUAUAUUCUGAGUAGAGAUAGGUUGAAUAUGGAUCUGGACCGGGCCUGUUUGGAGCUCAUGAUCCGCUUACUGGAGUUGGAGCAGGAUGAUUCUGUGGCAGACCAGCUGACAGCCAAAGAGAUGAGCAAAGUCAAAGAGAAGAUCCGCAAGUUAUGCCAGACAGUUCACAACAAACACCUUGACCUGGAGAAUAUCACGACAGGGCAUUUAGCAAUGGAAACUCUUCUCUCAUUGACCUCUAAGCGAGCUGGUGAUUGGUUUAAGGAGGAACUCCGCUUGCUGGGAGGACUGGACCACAUUGUAGAUAAAGUGAAAGAGUGUGUGCAGAACCUGAGUGAAGAGGAGGAUAAAGAGAACCUUGUGGCAUCAUUAUGGGGAGCAGAGAGAUGUUUACGAGUGCUUGAGAGUGUUACAGUCCAUAACCCAGAAAACCAGGGCUAUCUGAUUGCCUACAAAGACUCCCAGCUCAUAGUCUCCUCAGCAAGGGCUCUGCGUUACUGUGAAGAGAUGAUUCAGCGCUACAGUAGAGAGGUCAACAGCUCUCUGUCCUCUUCUGGCUCCGCCCUUCCACACUGUAGCCAUAGUAACGUUGGCAAGGCUGUAGAGGACUGCAUGCGGGCUGUUAUAGGAGUUUUGCUCAACCUCACCCAUGAUAAUGAGUGGGGGAGCACCAAGACAGGGGAACAGGAAGGGCUGAUGAUGACAGCAUUAAGCUGUGUACUCAAAGUGCCAUGGUACCUCCCUCAGGAACAGAGAUUUGACAUUAGAGUUCUGGGUCUGGGUCUGUUGAUAAACCUUGUUGAAUACAGCUCCAGAAACCGCCACUGUCUUGUGGAGAUGGAGGUGGACACGGCCUGUCUAGAAAAGACAGAAAGAGAAAAGCAGAGAGAGGGGAAGACAGAAGGAGAGCAGAAGGUGAAGAAGGACGGAGAAGAAGAGAGUGGGAAAGAAGGAUCAAGAGAAAUGAAGAGAUCAUCAGGAGCUCUAGCUGCAUUAGUGGAACUCUUCCUGGAGAGGGAGCGUGCCGCUGUGCUGGCUGAGGCACAGACUGAUGAUCUUAUUAGCGAAGCACCAAAGUCUCAGGCCGACCAGAGUGGAGAGUGGCAGGAGACCUGUGGAGAGAUCCAGUGGGUUGCCACAGAAACCAACGAAACAAAUGAAAAAGAGAAGGAGAAAAAAGAAGAAGAAGAGGAGGAGCUGGAUCUCAAUAAAGCCCUGCAGCAUGCUGGGAAACACAUGGAGGACAGCAUAGUAGCCUCAUACACUGCCCUGCUACUGGGAUGUCUGUGUCAGGGCAGUCCGAUGAAUGUGACCACAGUUAGGGAGAAUCUUCCUAAAGGAGACUUCACAAUUAUGACUGAGAUGCUUAAGAAGUUCCUGAAUUUCAUGAACCUUACUUGUGCUGUGGGGACUACUGGGCAGAAGUCUAUCUCUCGAGUGAUAGAGUAUCUGGAGCACUGUUAGUGAUGAUCCCCUCUCUCAUGCUGGAUGAUGCAGUGCCUGGCAACCCAUCCCAAGCCCUUCUGCAAAGAAUUCACCAUAGCCGAUGGUCGUUAUGGUUUGCGUUGCCAUGGACACAAUUACCACAGGCUCUAUGUUCGUUCUCAGUAGUGUUCACUGGUUUUCUGUCAGGCAUGAUUGAAAUGGUGCAGUGCACAUACAGCGUGUGUGUGUAUAUGUGUGAACAGUAUGUUUUCCCACAAUUAAAUCGCAAACCAAAUGACGACAUAAAUAUUUAUGCGGCUUAUGGGUAAAGUAAUGUACCUUUUUACUAUUAUUUGUGUG
This is a messenger RNA of Chanos chanos (milkfish), 4068 nucleotides long. It is a transcript of the gene wapla, whose product is annotated as WAPL cohesin release factor a. The record is from RefSeq and is a predicted model, not a curated record. The coding region runs from base 265 to 3747 and encodes 1160 amino acids. Lineage: Eukaryota; Metazoa; Chordata; Actinopteri; Gonorynchiformes; Chanidae. The transcript is spliced from 20 exons.